AUGCUUACGACACUCGAGCAAGAGCUGCUUGCCGACUUUGCAGACUCAGGGGACGAGGAUGUUGCCGAUCUCGAAAAUGAGUUUGCUGGCGGAGACUUUGGCUCUCCAGAGGCCGCCCAAGAUGGCGAGGACGAGCACAUGGUAGACGAAGAGGCAGAGCAUGCAGAGAAGGAGAGGAAACGGAAAGAGAAGGCGCCGUCAGACAUGAGAAAUGCGCAGAGCCUCAUGGCUAAUCUGCAGCCAGUGUUGCAGCAGAUUGACGAGGUCAAAGACAAAAUGGAGGAAGUCAUGGACGGCGAGUCGAUUGAGGACAACCCGGAGUACCAGCUGUUGAAAGAGGCGAACGAGUUUUCAACGCAAAUCGAUGGCGAGAUCCAGGCAGUCCACAAGUUCAUUCGUGACAACUACUCGCUACGGUUCCCUUACCUCGAAGAACUCGUCAAGAACCCCGUCGACUACGCCAAGACAGUUGCCAUCCUUGGGAAUCGCCCGCUCGAUGACAUCAAAACCAUCGCACAAGACUCUGAUAAUGUUGUUGGGGUGCCCCUGAAGACCAUCUUGGACGCCCCAUCGCUCAUGGUCAUUACGGUCGAAGCUACUCGAGCUUCUGGUCGCGAACUCCAGGACGCCGAGCUUGCGGCUGUCAUGACUGCAUGCAAACUUCUGCUCAAUCUGGACAAGGCAAAGCACAUCCUCACAGAAUACGUUCAAUCACGUAUGAGCGUUUUCGCUCCAAACCUCACAGAACUCAUUGGGUCGCUCACUGCUGCCCAACUCAUCAACUACGCCGGAGGUCUUGCCGGUCUUGCGAAGACACCAGCAUGCAACAUUGCACCUCUAGGCUCAAACAAGGCAAGUGGCCUGGGUCUAGCCACCAAUAUUGGAAUUAUGCACCAGGGUUUCCUCUACCACAGUCCCAUCCUUGAAGCUAUCCGACCAGAUCUUAAGAAGCAAGGUCUGCGUAUUGUAUCCGCCAAAGUCAUUCUUGCCGCACGUUUGAAAGAUGAAUGUGAGCGCCGACUUGACAAGCUGACCGAGGUUCCUGCCAACAAGGGUGUCCGCGCUCUCCCUGCGCCAGACGACAAGCCCGCACGAAAACGUGGUGGCAGAAGGGCUCGCAAGGCUAAGGAGGCAACCGCCAUGACCGAGAUCAGGAAGGCACAAAACAGGAUGGCAUUCGGCAAGGAGGAGAAGGAAGUGGGCUACGGCGAGUCGACAAAGGGCAUGGGCAUGAUUGGCGCGACCGACACAGGCCGUCUGCGCGCACAGCAAAUCGAUCCCAAGGCCCGAGCGAAGCUAUCGAAGAAGAACCCAGGUUGGGGCGGCGACACCACGCUCGGUGCCAACACGUCACUCAAGGGAUUCGGUGCGGGUGGAACAGCAACAAGUCUGCGUGCGCAAGGUCUGCGUACUGGUGGUGUUGGUCUUCAAGGCUCUGGUAUGAGCUCCGUUGCCUUCACACCCGUGCAAGGCCUUGAACUCGUGGACCCAAGAGCGCGUGAAGAGGCGAACCGCAAGCGCAAGGCUGAGGAGGAUCGCUGGUUCAAGGGUGGUUCGUUCACCCAACUCGGUGGCAAGACAGAUGCAGCAGGCUUCAAGCUCCCUGCUCUGCCUGUGAAGAAGCCAAGGACGGAGUGA
Molecule: messenger RNA, 1638 nt
Organism: Alternaria atra
Lineage: Eukaryota; Fungi; Ascomycota; Dothideomycetes; Pleosporales; Pleosporaceae
Exons: 3
Coding region: 1-1638 (545 amino acids)
Biological process (GO): spliceosomal tri-snRNP complex assembly; mRNA splicing, via spliceosome
Cellular component (GO): precatalytic spliceosome; U4 snRNP; U4/U6 x U5 tri-snRNP complex
Source: RefSeq, a predicted model, not a curated record